Molecule: messenger RNA, 669 nt
Organism: Pichia kudriavzevii
Lineage: Eukaryota; Fungi; Ascomycota; Pichiomycetes; Pichiales; Pichiaceae
Exons: 1
Coding region: 1-669 (222 amino acids)
Biological process (GO): superoxide metabolic process
Cellular component (GO): mitochondrion
Molecular function (GO): metal ion binding; superoxide dismutase activity
Source: RefSeq, a predicted model, not a curated record
AUGUUUUCUGCAUUAAGAACGUCCGCUGUCAGAGUCAACACCUCUUUCAUUAGAAACUCCAUUAGAACCAAGGUUUCUCUUCCAGAAUUGAAGUAUAAAUUUACCGAGUUAGAACCAUUCAUUUCUGCUGAUUUGAACACUUUGCACUACACUAAGCACCAUCAAACCUACGUCAAUGGUAUCAACCAAGCCUUAGAACAACAUGCACAAGCAGAAGCUGCUGGUGAUUUGAAGAAAUGCGUUGAAUUACAACAAAACAUCAAGUUCCACGGCGGUGGUUACCAAAACCAUUGUUUAUACUGGGAAUCUUUAGCACCACAAUCCAAUGGCGGUGGUAAGUUGCCAUCUGAAGAUAGCGGCCUAUACAAGGCAGUCACCACACAAUAUGGUUCUUUUGAAAACUUAAUCAAGAAGGCUAAUGCAGCUUUAGCUGGUGUCCAAGGUUCUGGCUGGGUUUUCAUUGCCAAGAACACCGACAAUGGCGCAAUUGAGAUUGUCCAAAGGUACAACCACGAAACUUGUUCUGGCAACUUGAAACCGCUACUUGCUCUUGAUGCCUGGGAACACGCUUAUUACUUACAGUACAAGAACGUCAAGGCUGAAUUUUUCUCUGCUAUCUGGAAUGUUGCUAACUGGGCUGAAGCUUCCAGAAAAUACGAUCAAGCAUGA